Caenorhabditis briggsae is the source of this 792-nucleotide messenger RNA. RefSeq names its product Protein CBR-TWK-49 (gene Cbr-twk-49). Gene Ontology annotation, cellular component: membrane. Gene Ontology annotation, molecular function: potassium ion leak channel activity. Gene Ontology annotation, biological process: stabilization of membrane potential; potassium ion transmembrane transport. The record is from RefSeq and is a predicted model, not a curated record. The transcript is spliced from 7 exons. The coding region runs from base 1 to 792 and encodes 263 amino acids. NCBI's taxonomy places the organism in Eukaryota, Metazoa, Nematoda, Chromadorea, Rhabditida, Rhabditidae.
AUGACUGUUCGCAAAUGGUACAUGAAUUUGACAGUUGAGAGAAGACAAUUCGCCAGAAGCAUCAGCUCUAGAAUUUUCAAUGACACCCGCAAUUUGCUUAUCAUUAUCGAUAGAGAGCAGACUGAAAGAGUUCAGACACUUCUUGUGGAAUCCCUGAAAAGAUAUGAAGACAAACUGUCGAUUGUUCCUCCAUCUCGUCGUGAAUGGUCCUGGGUUAGCAGUUUCAAUUUCGCGUAUUCCCUUCUUCUAACCGUUGGUGCUGGUUUCAAAGUUCCCGUUACAAUUGGUUCUCAGAUAUUUGCUAUCUUUUAUUGCCUCAUUGGUAUUCCAUUGUUCUACAGCACCCUCGCUCUCAUAGUUUAUCGUCUCAUUUCGCCGGUUCUCAAAUGGCCAUCGUUGACUCGUUCCCGCCGAUUCGUGCUCAUGCUCGCGGUCUUUGGUCUCUUCAUUCUCUGGACCCUCCUCAUUGGACUUUGUCUCUAUUAUCAGGUCCUCAAUGAUUUCUGGCUCAGCAUCUUCAACGCAUUCACCGGAUCGUUGACUGUACAAAUUCCAAGCCCAGUCCACAUCACCACAUGCGGAGUCCUCUUCCUCAAUUUUGCCGCUACCAUCUCGGUUUCUCUUCUUCUUCUCAUCCUCCUCGUCUCCCUCUCCAUCUUCUUCCCUAAAGAAUUACUUCUCCAAGAGACCGACAAAGCUGUUGAGGAAAAACUUGAGCGUCUGACUCCUCCACCCAAGUUCCAGGUCAUUGUGGAUGAAGCAGGAGAGAGCAAACUCACCACCACCCAAUAA